GUUUUCAGUUACUGGUAUUAAUAUCACUUGUUUUUGAAUACGAUAGUAAUGAUCAUGAUAACUAUCAACUACUGGUUCAUUUGCACUUGCAUUUAUCAAAACAUGUCAACUGGAUUCCAAUCUUAGUUAUUUAUUAAUAAAUACAACCAAUUGUCAGUUUGUGCUUCCAUUCAACUAUAGACUAGUCAUAACAAACAGUUUCAUCUCUCAAGUCUCAUAAUGUUUGACUUCUUAAAUCAAUGGGUUGUAGUUGGUAUAAUAAGUGCCAUCAGCUGGUUGUUCUUUUACAUCAAGCAAAAACAAUCGUACUGGGAAAAGCAAGGUGUUAAAGGGCCGAAACCCCUUUUCCUUCUUGGAAAUGUUGGAUUCUCAAAGCCAAUAACGGAUAACUUGAUUGAUAAUUAUACUAAAUAUGGGAAAGUUUACGGGACUUACCAAGGAACCAACCCUCAUCUGGUUGUGGGUGAACCCGAACUUCUCCGUCAAAUUUGUGUCAAAGAUUUUCACAUUUUCCCUCAAGGAUUUGAGCAAAACUAUCUUGGUCCAGUUGAACGCAAUUUUUUGACUGCUUUAUAUGGAGAGAAAUGGAAGCGUAUGAGGAGCACGCUGUCGCCUACUUUUACCACUGGAAAGAUGAAGAAAAUGUUUGACUUGAUUAAAAUUUGUAAUCAAGAAGCUCAAAAAGAACUGGUUAAAUUGACUUCUUCAAAGGAUCCCGAUUUUGACCCCAAAUAUUUCUGGGGUCGAUACAAUUUGGAUGUCAUCACAAAGUGCUGUUUUGCUACGAGUUUUGAUGUUUACAACAGUUCAGAUGAUGAAAUAUUACGACAUUUCGUGGAAGUAUUUGAGCCCAAUAAGCUUAAAAUUUUCAUUCUGUUGACGGCGCCUAAAUGGGUCUCUAGGAUGAUGAAAAUAAGUGGAAGUUCAACCGAGAGUCUGGAUUAUCUCAAACAAUUGACACUACCAAUAAUUGAACAGCGUAAAAAAGGAAACUUCAAAGGGAAUGAUUUUCUUCAACUAUUGAUCGACGCUGAAGUUGUGAGUAAAGAAGGGGAAGAGCUCAAAGGCGAAGCUAAAAAAUUGUCUCCAGAUGAAAUUGUUAGCUCAGCUGUUAUCUUUCUCAUAGCUGGAUAUGAAACGACAUCAACCCUGUUGACUUGGGCCUGUUAUAGACUCGCUACCAAUCCAGAUAUUCAAGAAAAGCUGUAUCAAGAGGUUUCACAGGCCAACAUUGAAGAUUAUGAAGUUUUACAAGAUCUUCCCUACUUGGAUGCUGUUAUAUCGGAAACUCUAAGAAUUGAUUCUCCAAUUUUAUUAUUUCAACGUGUUCCUCAUUCUGAUUAUAUUUUACCAGGUACAGAUAUUAAGAUACAAAAAGGAACCGUAGUUACUAUACCAGUUUAUGCUAUGCACCAUGAUCCAGAAAAUUAUCCUGAACCAGAAGUUUUUGACCCAAAUAGAUUUUUGGAAGGUUCGCCGAAACCUUUUACAUUCUUACCGUUUGGUGCUGGACCUCGAACCUGUAUCGGAAUGAGGUUUGCUUUGAUAAAUGCGAAGCUUUCACUGGCAUCGUUGGUUCGAAACUAUCAGCUGUUUCCUAAUGACAAGACUCCAAGUAAAAUUGAACACGUAAUAGGAGCAGUCAUAAAGACAGCCAAGACGUUGACAUUGGGAAUCAAACCAAGAUGUUGAAUAUUGCCAAUCAUAUACAGUUUGGUAAUGUUUUGUGUAAAAUAUAUGUUUUCAUAGCAUAAAAUGCAAACUAAUGAAUGUUUAUUAAUUCUCAUUACUAUCAAUCUUGAAAAUUUUAAAACUUCCAAUGAAACACAAUAUACAAUGUAGACGCAAUAUGGAGCACAGUUUUCAUCAAAAAUUUUUAAAUGUUUGACCCUCCAACUAAUCAAAGAGUAAGGUAGUCUUUACUCUUUCACUGUAAAUCAAAAUUCCCCAAAUUUUAAUAAAUCAAACAUCUUAAUAAUUCAAA
Tetranychus urticae (two-spotted spider mite) is the source of this 1984-nucleotide messenger RNA. RefSeq names its product cytochrome P450 3A2. The record is from RefSeq and is a predicted model, not a curated record. Gene Ontology annotation, molecular function: iron ion binding; heme binding; oxidoreductase activity, acting on paired donors, with incorporation or reduction of molecular oxygen. Lineage: Eukaryota; Metazoa; Arthropoda; Arachnida; Trombidiformes; Tetranychidae.